This is a messenger RNA of Silurus meridionalis, 7296 nucleotides long. It is a transcript of the gene setd1ba, whose product is annotated as SET domain containing 1B, histone lysine methyltransferase a. NCBI's taxonomy places the organism in Eukaryota, Metazoa, Chordata, Actinopteri, Siluriformes, Siluridae. Gene Ontology annotation, cellular component: Set1C/COMPASS complex. Gene Ontology annotation, molecular function: protein binding; RNA binding; histone H3K4 methyltransferase activity. The coding region runs from base 82 to 5268 and encodes 1728 amino acids. The transcript has 18 exons. The record is from RefSeq and is a predicted model, not a curated record.
AGGAUCUUCACGCCAUGUAAUGUAACAGCCAGCGAGCACGCGGUUUGGUUGUAUAUAUAAAAAAACAAGGACUCGGUGAAAAUGUCCAGACCCGGAGAGAGAAGCAGGGGAGAUGAAGAUCACGGCAGAAGGCAGAGUUCAAGUCUGGCGAACGGCGGCGGUAGCGGUGGUGGUGGCGGUACGGAUAGCAGCGGCUCGGUGGAGAAGCGGAGAGAGCACCACUGGAGAAGUUACAAGUUGAUCAUUGACCCGGCGCUCAGAAAGGGUUCUCACAAACUCUACCGAUACGAUGGACAGCAUUUCAACAUUCCGAACCCUGGAAUCCCCCCUGUGGACAUGGUCCGGGACCCUCGGAUCGGUCGUCUGUGGACCAAGUACAGAGAGACCGACCUUCCCGUGCCCAAGUUCAAGAUCGACGACUGCUACAUCGGACGCGUGCCUCCGAAGGAAGUAACCUUCGCGAGGCUGAACGACAACAUCCGGGAGGGUUUCCUCACCGACAUGUGCCAGAAAUACGGCGAGAUCGAGGAGGUGGAAAUUCUGUACAAUCCGAAAAACAAGAAGCACCUGGGCAUCGCGAAAGUGGUGUUCGGCUCCGUGAAAGCGGCCAAGGACGCGGUGCAGAACCUGCACAACACCUCUGUGAUGGGGAACAUCAUCCACGCAGAGCUCGACCCUAAAGGUGAGAAUCGUCUGCGUUACGUCCAGCGGCUGAUAAACGGGACCUUCACACCCCUGACGGUGCCGGUGGGAGACGAGGAGCCGUGUGAGGUUUCACCACGUUGCCUGGCCGAGGCGCUGUUGUCAACCUGUGAGCCGUUACGUCGCCUCUCUGAAAGUGGCUCCACCAGCAUGAGCACCCCACAGUCCGUAGACACGGCAUAUUCAAGUCUUAGGCAGGAUUCUACACCCCAAUCCCAGACCACGCCCAUCACGCCACGCCCUUCCGGCACACCCUUCUCUCAGGACUCCGCCUACUCUGGCAGGCAGGCUACGCCCACCUUCCAGCGCUCCCGCCGGCACGAGACCAAAUUCCAGGAUGCAUACAACCGUCGUCCGGAGAGGCGUUACGUCCACGGGGGUUACCGUAACAAUGCGGAGAAGCCGAAUCCGCCACCCGAAGCUCCACCCCCACCGGUCACACCCAAUUUUAAGCCUGCGUUCUCGCCAUACCAGCCCCCCAUGCCCCCUGUUUACCCCCCUGCCGAGCCACAAUUCCACCAAUCGGAUUACAGACAGCCUCCUCCUCAAGCUCCACUCCCUACUACGCCAGAAUUUCACCCGGAGCCGCCCCCUAUGCCCGAAGAAACACGUCCGGCCACGCCGACUUCGUGUCCCUCGCCUUCCUCGGGCACACCCACUCUAGAGGCAGAGCGCCAUAGUCUGGACUCGCGCAUCGAGAUGCUGCUAAAGGAAAAACGCACAAAGUUGCCAUUCCUGAGCGAAGGUGGAGACUCAGAUGGAGAGGUGCGCAUGGAGGGCAGUCCCAUCUCGUCCUCGUCCUCUCAGCUGUCCCCCAUCCCUCCUUCUUCUUCUGCCACCCUUCGCACAUCCCGCCCACCAAGCACCGGGCUCGAGGAUAUCAGCCCAACCCCGCUGCCCGACUCCGACGAUGACGAGCCCGUCCCAGGAACUGCCUCCGCUACGCACCACCCACAGAGCGCCUCGCCUUCAAACACGCACAAUACCGGGGGACCACAUACCCCAGUGGACAAUGUGGAUACGGGUAACCAGUCGUCGGGGGAGGAUAUGGAAAUCUCAGAUGAUGAGAUGCCAGGAACACCCCUCUCCAGCGACUGCUCUAAGGCCAUCGUAGUGAACUCGGCUGUGUCUCCGAUAACUCCUCAGUCCAUGUCGCUUCCUCCGCCUGGCUUCCCCCCUCUACCCCCUCACCAGUCUGCGUACACAAUUCACCCUGCUCACUUGCCCCCACAUCUUUCCGCCCCACACCCCAUGAUGCCCCCAAUGCACCCAUACCCACCAGCCAUUAUGGGCAUGGUGCCCAUGGAGCUAAUUAGCUGUUUUCCGCAGUGGGGAAACGUGCACAUGUCAUUCCAGAUGCAGACGCAGAUGCUGAGUCGCAUGGCGCAGUGCCAGGGCGGUUACGCUUACCCCCAGUUCCCAGGGGGUACGGCGUCAGCAAACGCAAGUGCCAUGCAGUUCGGUCGUCCAUACCCACCCUUGUCCAUGGCGAGCGCCCCCAGUGGUGGACACGGGCAGCCCUGGCCUUUACCCAGCGUGCCCAAGUUUAACCCGUCGGUGCCACCACCUGGUUAUGAGCCGAAGAAAGAAGACCCACACAAGGCGACGGUGGACGGAGUGCUUACGGUCAUUGUCAAAGAGCUGAAGGCCAUCAUGAAGAGAGACCUCAACCGCAAGAUGGUGGAAGUGGUGGCCUUCAGGGCCUUUGAUGAAUGGUGGGAGAGAAAGGAGCGUUCUGCCAAGGCGACGUCCACCCCGGUGAAGACAGGUGAGGGUAAGGAAGACGACAAGGAGAGAGUGAAGCGGAUAGAGAAGCCACCCACUCUGGUGGAGGCGUGGUGUAAAGGCGAGGGUCUCGGUUUCGAGGGAUUGGGGCUGGGGAUCGGCCUGCGAGGUGGCAUUCGCCUUCCGUCCUUCAAGGUGAAGAGGAAAGAGCCUCCAGACCCCGUCUCUACCGGAGAUAGUAAAAGAGCUCGGCCGUCUAUGCCUGUAGAUGAUGAGCUGGAGGAUGAAGAGUCGGAAAGAGCCGACGCCCCCUCAGACGGCACCCGGGUGGACGACGCAUCCUCCACCAAGCGAAGGCACGCCCGCCCUGUGGAGCUCGACAGUGAAGGAGAGGAGGAAGAGGAUGAGGAAGAGGAGGAGACGGGCAGGGACGAGUCGUCUGUGUCUGAGCGAGAGGAUGAGGCUGAGGUAGACGUCUCUGAGAGACUAUCCUCAAGCAAGGAGGUCAAAAAGGAUCCUGAUGAUGAAGCUGAAGCAGUGAAUGAGUCUGAGAGCGAGAGCAGUUCUUCUGACUCGUCUGAUGAAGGAUCCGAGAGCUCAUCGGGUUCUCAGUCCGACUCCUCUGACAGUGACGGCUCCUCAGACUACGAGUCUAGCUCAGAUGAGUCCGGGGACGAGGAAGAGGAGGAGAGAAAAGCGAGUGAUGUAGCCAUGGACACUGAGGAUGAAGAAAAGGAGGUUGUGUCCUCGUCAUCGUCGUCUUCCUCGUCCUCGCCUCUGUUGUCCUCUGAGGAGGAGGAGGAGGCGGAGACGAAGGCUCCCAGCACGCCCGCAGCUCCGGUGGAAGAGGAGAGCGAGGCGGCACGACUCGAGGUGGAGGAGGCGGCGAGCGCCGUCACUGUCGCUCAGGACAACCUGUGGAAGGUUUCUCCUAAAAGAAUUAAAGAAGAGCCGGAUAUUGAUCUGGAGGUAAGAAAGACAGAACCUCAAAUUGAGUGCACGGGGACCUUAAGGCCUCCAACUCCACCGCAUGCGGAGGAUGAAGAGGUGCCUCGAACUCCAGGUCGUGAGGUCCCUGGCCCUUCAGAGGCUGAGACGCCCACUGUUCACCGGUCCCUGCCCCCUGAUCAUUCUGUCCUCCCGCACCCACGGCUCUCGAGCGACGAGGAUGUUCCCCGCACACCGGGCCGAGACCUUCCCUGCCGUCUUAGCAAAUCACAGAGCAGUGAAACAGCACCUGUGACCCCUACCAUACCUGCUACACCCAACACACCCAGUGAAGCCCCGCCCACAGGAAGCAGCGUGUCACUCAAUAGCCCGUUCCCUUACCCGCUGCUCAGUGCGGGCAUCCCUCACACGCCUGGCCGGGACCUGACCUUCACUCCGGUUUUCCCAGACUCCCCUGCCAUCCUUUCUCUUCAAAGGACAUCCUCGUCUGAAAAGCAGCUGUUCAAAGAGCCUGGCAGUGCCACUUCCUGUUCCUCAUACCCGCUUCCCGUUGUUCCCUGUUUAGAUGCCGCUAUGGUGCCAACUACUCCGCAGGUUCCACACAUACAACUUUCUGUAUCCGACGAUUCCGCGUCCUCAAAGAAGAAACCCGGCCGACCCAGAAAGCCUGCUGUUGUUGAACCUGAGGAUGUCCAGGAACCUUCUGAGGCAAUGAUGCCACUUACUCCAGACCUCCCGGUGAAGGAUCUGUUACACCAGUGUGAAGUGCUGCGAGGGGCAGAUGUUUCCACAGCACUGGCUCCGAAGGAGAGGGAGGAACUGGCUGCACACAAACACGUGGAAAUAAAGAAGGAAAUAAAGGAAGAAGAGCACGAUAUGGAGCACACCGUUCUCUUGGAAGAGCCGCUACAGAAAACGCGUGGACAGAGGCGGAGCUGGGAGGAGCUUCUUUCCUCCAUGCACCUGCCUCUAAGGUCACCGCCACGGCGCAGCUUCCUCCCGCGGUCCGAGUUCGAAGAGAUGACCAUCCUGUAUGACAUCUGGAACGACGGCAUCGACGAGGAGGAUGUACGCUAUCUCAAAAUCACCUAUGAAAAAAUGCUGCAGCAGGAUAACGGCCAUGACUGGCUCAACGACACGCUCUGGGUUCCUCACCCUCCUACCAGCAGCGUCAGUCUUCCUGGGAGCAAGAAAAAGCGCCGGGACGACGGGAUGCGUGAUCACGUGACCGGCUGUGCUCGUAGCGAGGGCUAUUACAAAAUUGACAAAAAGGAUAAAAUUAAAUACCUGAACAGUACGAGGCUGCAGUCAGACGAGCCUGAUAAAGACAUGCAGGGCCGGAUGAUCCCGGCUCAGCCCCACGCCUCGACCCGAGCUGGUUCAGAGAGACGGUCCGAACAGCGCCGCCUGCUGUCCUCGUUCAGCUGCGACAGCGACCUGCUCAAAUUCAACCAGCUCAAGUUCCGUAAGAAAAAGAUCCGAUUCUGUAAAAGUCACAUCCAUGACUGGGGUCUGUUUGCUAUGGAACCCAUCGCCGCUGACGAGAUGGUUAUUGAGUACGUCGGGCAGAACAUCAGACAGGUGAUCGCGGACAUGAGGGAGAAGCGUUACGAGGAGGAAGGCAUCGGCAGCAGCUACAUGUUCCGCGUCGAUCACGACACCAUCAUCGAUGCUACAAAGUGUGGAAACUUCGCUCGCUUUAUCAACCAUAGCUGCAAUCCAAACUGCUACGCCAAGGUGAUUACGGUGGAGUCCCAGAAAAAGAUAGUAAUCUACUCGCGCCAACCAAUCAACGUGAACGAGGAGAUUACCUACGACUACAAGUUCCCCAUCGAGGACGAGAAGAUCCCAUGUCUGUGUGGAGCUGAGAACUGCCGGGGAACGCUCAACUAAUGCAUUCGGGAACAGGGAGGGUAUAGGGGAUAACACACACACACACACACACACACACACAUACACACCCUCCACCCAGCAGUGAGAGCAGCUACGUGUGUAGGGCUUUUUAUACAAUUUAAUUCAUCCAACGAUUGUUUACGAAUUUAACACACCGGUGCUCUUUAGACCACAGCAUGAAUUUUCUACCACUCUUCCACCGAGAGAGAAGGACGACCCCCUCCCUACUCCACCUUCCCCUUCCUGCGUCUGCGCACACGUUAUUGUAUCUUAGGCGGAUCUUCGCCUAUCCUUCUUUUCUUCUCUUUUUACAGACAUUCUAUACUGUACGCUCAGAACGAUCCACAUGGGCACUACAUGCACACAGAUUCAGACACUAUUUAUAACUUAAUUUAGCACGUCGCACGUGCGUCAUCCGCAACAGUGUUUUCCCGUCGGCUUCAUUAACGUCUUUUCCAUUUAAAAAUGCAGUUUUGUUUGUUCUUGUAUGCGUGUUUCCCCCUGCUGGUCGUCUACUGCAAUUACCAGUCUUCAUAAUUUAAGAAUGGGCAAUUUAUUUUUUUGUAAACAAAUUGCACACAGAUAGAUAAACAUAAAAGGAGAGAGGACAGAAAAAAAGAGAGAGAGAUGACCAGACUGCGUAUUUGUUCAGUCUGCGUUAAGUAUUUAACCGUAUCACAUACAGAUAAAAAGGCAUUAAAUCCAAUUGAAUAUAUGAUCACAUCCAUCACAACAUACUGUACUGGUGUGAUUGUUCUUUAUGAGAGAUGAAGAGAUGAUGAUGAACACCACACCAAAUUUAAGGGACCUCAGAAGACCACGGAGUGUCUGGAAAUAUGAAUGACAUGAUUUCACUUGUCUAGCUGAUGAUCGCGAGAACCUGCUGCAAUCCAAAAGCUGGUAUUUUCUGAAGACUGAGUUUAUUCUGUAUCCACAGAGCUGCUUUCAUGACACCUUUUUAAGCUGAAUGCUUGAUCGCUAAUAUGUAGUAUUAAAACACGUGCACACACUCACUGUAUUAAUCACACACACAAUGCGAGCUUCAUCAUACUGAUCGUUUUUUUUUUUUUUUUUUGCGACCGCGUCGAUGCUGACUUCACACACUGCACAAUCGUCACUUGUCUCACUUGUAUAGUAUUGUCUUUCCAGCCGUAUUAUGCUUCCGUGUGCCUGUCAUGAUGUGACGUAGCGUUACGCUUUUCCGCGAAAUGCCAAGGACAGGAAGUGAUUUGAAAUCGGUGCCAACUUUUCUCCUUGGGUUCAUUGGAGCAACGUGAGCAGCUUUUACCCUGCUGUGUCUCUCUGCACGAGUGUGUGUUUGUGUGUGUUUGUGUGUGUUUGUGUGUGUGUGUGUUUGUGUGUGUGUGUGUGUGUGUGUGUGUGUGUGUGUAUUCUAAAACACUAAUACUUUAUUUCCUCUCACCUCCUUCCUGUCAUGCUCCCAUCAGGGUGGAUUUAUCUUUCUCUCUCUCUCUCUCUCUCUCUCUCUCUCUCCCUCGUUUGUACGAAGGAUCACAAACAUUGUAUUGAGAUACAGUUAGGUUUCGAGUAUCGGUGCACCUUUUUUACCAGCGGAACUCAUUUGAGAUGACGAGAUGAUUUUUUUUUUUUUUUGGGAGAUCCGACACGUGUCUUCUCCCGUCGAAGAUUGUUUCUUGUAGAAACGUCUUUUUUCUGCCUGCUUUCCUUCAGUGUAAAUACUCAAGACUGUGAAUAUAUAAAUAAAUUAGUAUAUAUAUAUACGUAUAUGUAUGUAUAUACAUAUGUACGUAUAUAUAUAUAAAAUAUAAAUUGGAGGUGAGGGCUCGAUUGGCGCCACAGAGAGCGCGUGCAGGAUUUCAGCUUGUGUCAAGCUUUAUUUUUUAUUAUUUUUCAGUUUGUAAAUUCUAUGAAAGCAGUUUGCUGUGUGUGAUAUGGGGAGGAUGACGACGCUGCAUCGUUCCCUGACUAUUUAUUACACAAAUGUAUAAAAAUAAAAAAAAACUCUGACCAUUGACAAAAAAAUAAAGGAUGUUUUUUCUUUUUGAA